ACACAUACCACAAGCACAUACUUGAUAUAGAGAGUGAAAGAGAUGCUUAGACAUCCGUUCUUACAGCAGUGUUGAGACAUACUUUAAAAUAUGAACAUGGACUUCGACUACCAGCACUUAAAAGAUGUUGAAAAACACAAACGAGAGGAGCGAAUCAGAGGCCUGCAAUCUGCUCAAGACACAGCCGUCCGCCAGAUUCCUCCAGUCAGACCCAGGAGAAGCUUAAAGGUCCCCAAAACCCAUCAGGAGGAGGUGGCCAUACCAGCCAAGCAAACCAAUAGUGAGGUAAAUGAGCUUCCACAGAUUGUGGUGAAGAAGAUGUCUCCUGCACUGACACUGGGUGGGCCCGGGCCCCUGGAGCCCUUGUCGCCUUCUCUUCGAGCACACACGUUAUUGUGGUUCGAAAGGACCCAGCUCCCCCGCCUGUGUUGGCCUGGCCACGCACUGCCCCGCUGGCUCCAUGGCUUUGCCACACGCAGGGAGGCGGAAGAGCUUCUGAAAGACAAGCAUCAGGGCUGUUUCCUGCUCCGGCUAAGUGAAUCAAAGAUUGGAUUUGUACUCUCAUACAGAGGACAGGACAGGUGCCGCCAUUUUAUAAUUGAGGAAGAGGCCAGCAGCAGAGGGGUCUGUUAUCUCAUCUCUGGGGAGGAGAGUCGCCAUGGCAGUCUACCGGAGCUGGUCAACUACUACACCCAGAAUCCUGUUGGGCCCUACAACGAGAUGCUCACCACACCCUGUGACAAGUCCAGACAAGCUUACGUGGACACAGUUGAACAUGACCUGCAGGGGGAAGGUGGAAAGAUUACCGAAAAUGAGGCUUCUGUACUGUCGUCAACGGCCACCUGUACCCCUGACACUGUCCAAAUGCCAGAAGUCUCAGCCAGCUCAGCCUCUAACGAUGACAGGAUGCCCGAUUAUGCUGCAGUGGUGAAGAAGAAGCUCCAGAAGUCAAAUUCUCUUCCAGAAAACCAGUUUGGGAAGCUGAAUGAGGUGAGAGUUCUGGUCCAUCCUCCUGAAGAUGAUGCCACAAAAUGCAACGUUAGCUGUGAAGGAGCAGGUGGUAGGGGUGAUGACCAUCAUGAGGCAACAUAUGCUCGGGUUAACAAGCCACCGAGGGUGCUUUCCCAGGUGGACAGGUCUCCCUACGUCAAUGUGAACCCUCCAGGCCAACAGGGGGCAAUGCCAUCCUCCUCUGUCCCUGCGACACACCAUGGCUCAGCAGUGGAUCCUGGCUACUGGAAGCUAGAGCCUCUACACACCUAUGAGGAAACCUUUCAGCCGGCCCGAAGUGAAGAGGAAGUGAUGGAACACAUAGACUUUAACGCCAUGGGGCAGUGGCGGGAUGCAGACAGUAAGGAUAACGUGGAAGGCCCCCGGAAUCACCUCUACUCAGAGGUGAACAUAAGAGGAGCCAAACAGGGCCCCAGUCACACCCCUCUUCCCACUAGGAUGGCUCCAAGCCUGCCUUCCAGACCCCCUCCCAGGGCCAUUAAUUGCCCCGCUCGACCGGAAAGGAGUGUGCAGCAAAGUGGAGAACCCCUCUUGUCUUUUUCCCCAUCCCAACAUGGGGUCUUCCAGCUACCUUGUUCAGAACGACAUUUGACUGAUAAGGAGGGGACCAGAAUCUAUGAACAGAUCCAAGACAAGUCGAGAAGCUCCAGGCCUCCACUUCCACCACUUCCUCCACCAAAUGCCAAACACUGAUCACGCUUUCCUGCUAAAGCCCCUGCACUGUGAAUGGACUAAUACGAUUUCAGCCACAACUGUCCUCCCAACACAACUGAA
This is a messenger RNA of Esox lucius (northern pike), 1785 nucleotides long. RefSeq lists its product as uncharacterized. The transcript has 9 exons. Gene Ontology annotation, cellular component: cytoplasm. NCBI's taxonomy places the organism in Eukaryota, Metazoa, Chordata, Actinopteri, Esociformes, Esocidae. The record is from RefSeq and is a predicted model, not a curated record. The coding region runs from base 91 to 1704 and encodes 537 amino acids.